UCUAUAGUGCUGCUACAACUAUCACUGUGUUGUUUUGACGUCUUCGUGUUUUCAUGUAAUCUUGGGGGUUGGGCUGUCAGGUUGCAUGUCAAUCUCGGAGUAAUUAUUUAUGAUUUAGAUAUCAAUAAUUCCCUUCAAUAUCUCUAAUGUUUCACUCAUUGAACAUAUUUUCGUUAUCCAAGACAAAUGGCCGAACGUAUAGAGGCAGUGGUUGAAUUCGAAUAUAAAGCACAAGAAUCUGAUGAAUUAACAAUUAAGAAAGGAGACUUUAUCAAUGAUAUCAGAAAGCAACCAGGUGGUUGGUGGGAAGGAACCCAUGCCAAGACUGGAAAAAGAGGAAUGUUUCCUGAAAAUUUUGUAAAGAUGCUGGAUCCUGCCAACCCAAAGAUGGAUGUAACUUUAAGACCAGUGUCUGGCCGCCGAUGUCGGGUGCUGUUUAGUUACCAGCCAGCCAACGAUGAUGAACUGGAGCUGCAGGUGGGCGAUGUCAUCGACAUCCUCUCAGAGGUGGAGGAGGGUUGGUGGAAAGGCAAACUCAAUGCACAGGUAGGAGUAUUCCCUUCAAAUUUUGUUGCCGAAGUUUUUGAAGAUGCCACUGAGACUAAAGAAGCAUCGCAUCGGAAAACUUCAAGAAGCAGUUUGGAUUCUGAUUCAACCAAACAAUCAAAUGCCACAACACACAACAUGAGCCAUGACGAGACCACCCCUGCAGACUCUGAGGUACCUGAGCUUCCUCCUAAACCUAUGAAGGAGCUUUGUCGUGUGAUGUACCCGUACGACGCAGUAAACGAUGACGAGUUGACGUUGCGCGAGGGUGAUGUAAUCACUCUGCUCAGUCGGGAUGGUCAGGACAAGGGAUGGUGGAGGGGAGAGCUGCAUGGCAAAGUGGGAGUAUUUCCUGACAAUUUUGUCCAGGUCAUCACAACUGAUGAGUCAACUAAACCUGCCCGACCCCCUGCCAAGACCAAUGUUGUGACGACCAAUAGAGUGAAGGAUUCCAUCACCAGGCCAUCGCCCUCCGCUUCCCAAACCACUGCACAACGCAAGUCCAUUGAACUUCCACCCAAGCCUGGCAUCUACUCCCACACAAUUUUGAUGCGUUUCCCUCUUAAAACUGAGGUCAUUAAAAAAAAGUUGAGUGAUCAACCCAACUCCUCAAAUGAGAAGACCAGCCCGCCCAGCUUGAGCAAGAAACCAGUGCUACCACCACCACCACUUAAGAAGCCCCAGCGCAGUGCUAGUGGACCUGCCAUCAACAAGACGUUAACCGUAACGCAACCUGAGAUUAAGGGCAAUGUAACCACACCAACAAAACCCCCUGAGAGUCCGACUAACACAGGAACAGCCAAGAUUCCACUGACACCUCUGACGUUCUCACUAAGACAGAGCUCCGUGGACUCAGUUCGGACGAUGGCAGACUCCACAGACGGUGGAACUACCAGUCGGAUGUCAAGCUCUCUCAUCCUGGAGGCUGACAGGGAUAUGGACCUUGAUUGUGUGGGGCGAACCGCAAUGCUGACCCACCCCACGGCCUCUCGAGUGCGAGCUCCCCGCCGUCGCCCUCCCUCCGGGGUACCACUCAAAGAGGCAGCGGAGCAGUCAGCUGGUCUGGUCAACGGCAAUGCCGAGCCUCACUUCAGUCUGUUAGACGACAAAGCCAACAAGGCACCCUGGGUGGAGGAGUUAAAGAUGAACCAGGCUAAGAAAAUCUCUGCACAAGGCAGGACACGUGUGACGAUUGGUAGUACUGGAAGUGGUGGGGGAGGAGAAACAGUUCCACCCUCCUCUUUAUCUCCAGAGCCCCCCAAGGUGUCUCCCAGCUCCGGAGUUACACUGCGACCAACUGGUAGUUCUGCUGGCUCCCGACCACAGAGCAUGUUUGGUGGGCGUUCUUUCAGCCUUUCACCUUCGCCCUCAUCUCCUGACACUAUCACGAUAUCCCACAGGCAGUGGACAGAGCUCAAUGAGAAGGUCCAGAGAUUGGAAGCUAGGCUGGAAUCACAGCAUGAGACUUUUGUAAAGGCCAUCAAAGAGCUGACAAGUAAACUUGCUGACGAGACAGAGAGGAGACAGCAUAUGCAGACAGAGAUGGAGAAAUUAGCCAACUUUGUCACCCAGGUCUGAGGUUUCAGUCCAUAUAUAUUCACAUUCCUUUUUACAUUCCAUUCUGCUGUGCAGAAAUAGAGGACCCUUAUCAGUCUUUGGAACAAUGUUCAACAUUGGUUUUCUUCACCAUGCUACUUUUGUUUAUUAUUAUUAUUUUUUUACUUCAACUAAAAAAGGGAUUAAUUUGACCAUUGUAUUAUAACUGUGACAUGGUUCUUAUAGUGAAUAAAAUGACCCUGUGAAGCGUUUUAACAGAAAAAUAAAUUAAAUUAAAAAGAAAAUAAACACUGAAACAUGCCUCUUGUUUACAUUCUGUUAAUAAUUCCUUUUAUAGAAAUAGUUAAUGGUUUUACAACAAAGAACUGCACAAGAAACGACUGCCUGCGUUUUGUGAAUGUCAGAUCACAUGUAUAGGUUGUGAAUUGUUAUACCACAACAAAAAAUUUAUCUAAUAAGCAUUUAUGUUAAGUUUAAUUGGUUCAAGAAAUUAAUUCUAAUGUAACCUUUAUAGACUAUACUAUAAGUCUGACUGCCAUGUUGAGACUGUUCGUUGCCAGUCUGAGAGCUACAGCUCAAAACUCAAAAGUGCUGAUCAGUAAUCAGCCUUUUCAUAAGGUACAGUGAGCUGCAUGUUCCAGGACAAUCAUUAAAGUAACCAGAACUGCCUAAACAAUCAAGACUUUACUGUAUAGUCUGUGUGGAUUUACAUUUGAUUCUUUUUUUUACAUAUAAAAGUUUGUCACAUUAAUGCAAAAACAUUAACUAGUUCAAUAAUAAUUUAACGGACAAACUUUGGGCCAGCAAACACUUAAAAUUACAGUUAGACAUUAACAUAACUUUGUUUUAUUAUUUAUUCAUAAAAUUCUAGUAAAGAUUUUGCCACAAUGAUAACUCAAUUAUCUCUUUAAAUACAUAAGCAAGUAAGUAAAUACUUCAUACUAUAUAUUUUUAAAAGAAAACCAAUGUUUUAGGUUCCAGACAUAUAAAUUAAUCUUUUCUAACUAAAAAACGUUUUAUAUUCUCUUACAUUGUAAGCUUAUCAUAAAAUACAAUAUGUGACUUAAAACUGUUUUGUACAUAUUAUUUCUCGACAAUUAUGAAAUGUGAAACAAUGUAUUAUAUUAUUUUGUAAUUUAUUCUAAACGAUUUCAUAACAUUGGCUUAGAAAAGAGACAAUGUUAUAAAGUUGACAUUGGUAAAAUCACAAUAUAUCUUGCCAUUUUAAUAGUACACAACUUUGAAUACUUAUUGCGCAAGUGUUCAUCUAGUCUUUUUGUUAAGCAUAAAAUUCAGGUUUGUUUUUCUAUACUUUGUAACCAACAAACUUUGUCUAUGGGUUGCCAUGUAAAACCACAGAGAUUGUAUUUAAUAAUUCAAGAUUAUUUACUACUUUGAUCAUAGUACUACAUUCCACCUAACCUUAAGUGUUCUAAUGCGUAAUUUAAAUCUCUUAUACCAGAAAUUUGUUGUUCUUCAGUCAUUGUUAAAUUGUAGUGCUAGACAUUUUUCAAUUAUAUCUUAUUCAAUAUUAAAAGCUAUAAAAAUAACACUUAGUUUCUAUUUUUUAGUAAAAAACUUUGUUAGGUAGGAUUACACAAAUCUAUAUUAAUUAAAAAAUAUAUUUUUUAUAUAAGUUUCAUUCGAAAAUAAUAAGAUUUUACCAAUCAUAACUGAUUUUUUUGUGUAAGAAAACAUAAUCAAAUACAACGCCACAUUUUAGGAAAUACGUGUUAUUUAAGUUGUACAUAUUAAUAUGCAAUAUCAUAGGCUAAGCUGUAACUGUGUAUUUUUAAUACAAGAUGUACUUAUUUUGUUUUCAACUGUAUAGAAAUGAUUUGAGUUUGUACUCCUGUCAUUUCAUCCAGUUUUUACAAAGCGUUGCCAUAUUGUAAGUUUAACAAAUUUAGUACUUACUAAGAUUGUAUAUGUAUAUUGUAAGGAUAUGGUUUUAACACUAUUUAUUUUAAUAAGAUUUUAUAACAUUUAUAAAAUAUAGUUAACUAAUGUGUAUCUAGCAUCUCCUGUAUGUAUUCAUACCACGAACCUUGAACAGUCCUGUAGAAUGCUUCUUAGACUACUUGCUUGGGCUAAUUUAAAUGUAAAAUACUGUUCUGCUUUAGUUCCAAGAAAUUUACAGUUGAUGUUGAGUUAACUAUUUUAUGUGCAUUUAGAACCUAAAAGUUAAUUUAUAAUUUUCAUGUUGGGGCCAUUAAUGUGGUCUUGUGUCAGUGAGUUAAGUAAUUUGGCUAAGACAGUAUAAAAACGACUAAACGACUUAUAUAAGUUUAGUGUGAUAUUGUUUUUGCAUGUUUUCAAAUGUAUUAAAAAUUAAUAGAAAAAUUAUUUAUGUAAUUUAAAGUUAAUAUCCCAAAUUUAUUUUGUAUUAUUUACUAAAAUAUUUUGUAUAAUUCAAAAUGUUUGUAGUUAAUAAAUUUAUUUUUUAUUUUUAAAAGCAUGCCUAUAAAACUUGUUUUUAGCCAUUACUAUUGUUGUCUUUAUUUAAUGUUUUCAUAAUUUAUUAAUUUCAACACUUCAUCACAAACUUUCAUAAUAAAAGUUAUGUAAUCAAUGAAUAAAUCACAAAUUGUAUAAGUCAUUCAUCAUUGAAAUACUUUGUUAAUUUUUAUUAACUUAAUACGUUUACAACGGCAUGACCCAGCGGUGAGUCCAGGCGUUUUAUUAUGGAUGGAGUGACCCACCAGAAGGUCAUGCAACUAUAGUUUUCUAAUACUCUCUGAAUAUUAUCCGGUUGCAUUUUAUAGAAUGAAAAUGUGUUCACAGACACUAUUAGUCACUUUGGAUCAUGUUUAUUGAAAAAAUUUGCAUUUUUGGUAAAAAUGUUAUUGUUUUUUAAAAAGUAUGGUAAUUUCAGUUGUUGUGAACGUGUUAAUAAUAUUUUUUUCGUUAAAAAAGUGUUUAGUGGUGAAAGUAAAGAAUACAUUUUGUUGAUGUAGUGUUUAUGAUAAUUAUAAUGGUGCUUAUACAGUAGUUCUCUAUUGAUCAAUAUUCUUUUUUAUUGUUAGUGAUGUAACAAACAUUAUUAAUUUUUUUUCCAAAUGCUUUCUUUUCUGAUGGAGGAGACAUCUUUUAUAAUGAGUUUUACAAGACAAUGGUACAUUAUUUAUUGUAUUCAGUUCAUUUUUUCUCUCCCCCAAACACAAAAGAUUGGCUCAUUACAGAUUUUCAAUUCAUAUAUUUAUUCUAAAAUUGUAGUCUUGAUUGAUAUUUUGAGUUAAAUUUUAAUUCAUUACUUGAAAGGUUGAUAUGGUGUUAUCUUUAUCUGAGUCUGUCUGUAGAAAGAUAUCCAACUAUAUGUCUUCAUCAAGAACUUUUUCUCAAUGUGAUGAUAUAAUGUAUUAGUUGGUGAAAAUUUGAAAAUAUUGAAUCAUUACAGAAUGACCGUGAAAAUGUGUGACUCUAUGAACAAUUCCUAAUUUGACAUACUGCAAUAUUCCAUAGAAUAUCAAAUCUUCACUAGUUUUAUUGAUGGUUUGCAUCAGGAAACAUCGGUGCACCCAUACUACGCAAAAUUUUAAAAAUUUACUAAAACCAUUUUGAUUCAAAAUCAUUAUUAUAUCUGUUAUAGAAGUCGUGUUUAAUUAUUGUGUAUCGAUUUUACCAUAUGGCCAGAGUCAAAUAUAUAUCUAAUUGAAUAAAAUUAGUAAAAAACAAGUGCAAAACACUGAAUGACAGCAUUCUUUAAUUUGUUUGCUUCAGAAAGAUUCUCUUUUGGGAAGUAAUUGAAGGCAAUUCUAGAUAGGUCUAAAAUGUAAAUAAUUGUAACGAUGAUUUGAUACCUUGAUAGUGGUCGGAAAUCAUAAACCAUUUCAUCAUUGUUCCAGCUUCUUCUUUAAACAUCAAUAUAUUAUUAAAACCACUAUUGGUAUUGAAAUGCCUGUUUACAAUACAAUUUACGUGUUAAAAUGAACUUUGAACCUUGUCAGCCUCUGUGUCUGCUAAAAGUUUAUAUAAGUGUGAAUGCUUGUUCAGAGAGUUUUAUAAACUUUUUUUUUUUGUUAUGUCAGGACUCAAUAUCUGUACCGAUAUUUUACCAUUUAGUAAUAAAGGGAAAAUCAACGAACCGAAAAAAUAUUUAUUUAUUUAAUAAAAGUAUGUUAUAAGUAGUGUUAAAAAACUAAAAAUUGUACUUAAAUUGUUAUAAUCCUAUUGAAAAAGAAUUUUAUGUAAUCCGUAUUUUCUGAUGUAAAAAUUGUAUUGAGAAAUGGAAUAAACUACGUAAAAUAAAUUAGCUAAUUUCCUAUUCCAGCAAUAUAAAAUUACUCUGAUAAAUUUUCCUGACCAAGAUGACGUAAGUUAUUGAUCCCACCUUAUUUGCUGUGUAAAGAUUAUAAUACUUUGUGAAUUCUUGCUCAAAUUCCGCUAUGUUUUGUUAGUUUAAGAGUGUAGCAUGAAGAAUGAACCAUAUUACAACAAAUGUAUAACUUAGCUGCUUGCAUCUGGUUGUAUAACAAUAAUAAUUGACUGGAAAGUUUGUAAAGAAGUAACUGAUGUGAUUGAAAUCCAUGUUUUAUUUCCAGUCUAUAAAUUUCAAAUUUGCCUAACAUAUUUUCUGUUGCAGCUUUUUAGAUUAUAACUACUGUACUAUCAAUCAUGGUGCUGUUAUUUCCGAAAUGUAAUUAAAAUUUAAGUGUUUAGAUACAGUGUUACUUAACUAGAUCUGUAAAUUUGUUAGAGUUCCCUACUUGCUAAUAAUUUAUUAUAUUAUAUUAAAGGCAAAAUGCCAUUGCUGAUUUUAGUUUUUCAUACUAGUCUUAAGAUUGAAACAACGUAAAUGAAUGGUGCAGCUCAUCUAUAUAUCACAAACCCUAAAAAGAUCAGUAGACUCAUUACAUGGGUAUGUGAAGUUUAGUGAAAUAGUGUACCUCUAGGUGAAGGGCUUUUUUAUUUUGUAUACUUAAUUAAUGUUAUUUGUUACAUUUUUACAGACUGUCAUAAUGUGAUUUCUUUUUGUAUUUUUCAUCCUCUUCAAUUUUAUUUUUAUUAUUAACAUACAUAUUUAGUCAAUUUUGCAUUUACUAAAACAAUAUAAUUGGACAAAACCUUCCUUCCAUUUUUGUCUUAAAAUCUGUGAUGCAUAAUAGUGCAUGAAAUGAGUUAAUAAUGUUAAGUUAUAUUAGUCAGUAGUCUCAGCUAAAAGUUUUCAAACAGUCAAUGCCCUGUAGCAUAAAAUUUAAAAAAAAAGAUGUUUAUUCCCCUCGAACUCAUUGUACAACAUAGAAAAAUUCUUUAUUUACAGUUACAACACAAUGCACACAAAGUAUUGUGGUUUAGAAGUGUAAUGAGAAUUUCUGUUAGAAAGAUAUUAUGAUACUUCUUACAAAAGGUUAUCCCAGAUAAUAACCUCAAUAAACUUUGAGUUUGUAUAUAAUUCCAACUUUCUAGCCAUCAGUGACUGCCUCAAUUGAAAUGCUACUCAAGUGUCACCACCUUAACCUCAGUAACACAAACCUCGCUAUCAAGAAUCCUCCAAUAACACAAUCUAUAUAAUUAUAUAAAACUUAAUCGUAGAAUACAGUAAUACGGGGAAAGUCUAUGUAACCAAAUUUGAAAUGGUUAAUUGUAAAUUUAUCUAAUGGUUGCUGUUGUGUCAGUUGUAAUUGCCACAUACCUCAGAACUCAACAUUUUGUUUCGAAGUCAAUAAACUAUAUUUUGAAAGAUUGCAUUUUAAAAUUAUAUUCGGAUAAUGAUAACCCAGCAAUAUAUAGGAUUCUUGUGGUUUAGUCGUAAAUCUAGAAAUGAAAUUAAUUGGUACCGUUGUAUGUUACAUAAUGUGUAACCUACGUUUUUGAGAAUUGAAAUUACCGUCUUCCUCAAGUGUAAAAAUAACGUAAUACAUAAUCAUGCUCUUUUUAGGUGUGCUCAAAACAUAGUAUUAUACAAUUUGUUAUACACAAUGAUCAUAAAAACCAAAUGUUUGUGUGUGUUUAUUUUGGUUAUAAAUGACUGAAAUCCUAUUAUCCUUUCAAACCAUCCAUCAUUAAUAACAAAUUUUACACAAAGAAAAUUAAUAUCUUGAACUUCAGCCUUGUUGCUACAGAUUUCAGUGUCAUAUCAAAAUAAAAUUUAUACAUGUCCCUAAGUAUUAUGUAACAACAUUAUUGCUACUUCAGAGGCAUUGGAAACAGAAUACUGGGGCAGGGGUGUCCUCUAUCGUUUCAUUAAUCUUUAUGAGAGUCAUGGUAAUGGCAUUCAAUUGUAACAUAAUAAUUUCUUUAACAUUCUCUGUUGAAUUUAAGUGCUUUCUUCAAACAAGCUGAUUUAUGAAUUGGUAUCUUUAUUUUUGAAACAAUAAUAUUAGUUAAUUAUCUUUAAUUUAAUAAGUUUUUGUUUAUUCUGGGUAUCAUACAAGUGAAGGGAGGUGCAGUCCUUGAAAUUGCAUAUUUUUAUCUUAAAUUACUCAAUAGUAUAUUUUACUAAAAAGUUGUAUCAUACUAGUCGUAAAUGUUCUCUUGGAGUAUUAUGAUUUUAUGUGUUGCAUUUUAAAUAUUGUUGAAAAAUAUGUGUGCUCAAAUAAUGCUUUUAUUAGUUUUAGUUGAUGUCAUACCUUGUAACGUUAGACGUACAAAGGAUUAAUUGACAAAAUCAAGAACGAUACUAUAAAGUAGUGUGAAAAUAUUACACAAAACCUAAGAGAAUGUGUAAUUACAUUGAAUGGUGAAAGUAAACUAUUGAAAAAUGAAAAUGUGGAACAUUUUCAAAAUUGACAAGUUAACCUAAAUUAGUCCGUCCCAGUGCAUAACUGGACAUGAUGUGUAUAAACAAGUGUACAGAACUCUGGUUGUGCUUGCGAGUGGGGCCUUAGAUCGGUAGUUUACCUUUGUUUAUAACUUUACUUCUAAAGGGUUUCAAAUCAGUAUUACUACUACUGUUACAGAAAAGUAAAUACAAUGUUAUGUUUUGUAAA
Molecule: messenger RNA, 9032 nt
Organism: Homalodisca vitripennis (glassy-winged sharpshooter)
Lineage: Eukaryota; Metazoa; Arthropoda; Insecta; Hemiptera; Cicadellidae
Product: SH3 domain-containing kinase-binding protein 1-like
Exons: 14
Coding region: 187-2124 (645 amino acids)
Molecular function (GO): protein binding
Source: RefSeq, a predicted model, not a curated record